AGCUACAGGUAGGUGAGUUUGAUCAAGGUUGGAGCUAAACUCUGCAGGACAGUGGCCCUCGAGGACCAGGGUUGAGAACCCCUGGGCUAGACUAUUGAGCAGGUGUCCUUUACCUGGACACGAUCCUGACACUAGAGGGCAGCGGAUAAUCUGUCUUGUCUUCCCGGACACCAGAAUAGGCUGCGGAUCACAGUCAGGAUUACUAUUCGUUUGCACUGUCACUGUGACAGACAGCACCAGGUUAGAGAUGGUAUCGUUUCAGGUUUUACGUCGUUUGUGUCUGUUUGCAGUCACUAAACCGGUUUGCCAUGGUAGAGUGAUAUCAGCAUGUGGACUGAAGACUUCCAUAGUCAAUCACAGUGACGGACAACCUGAUCCAGGCAGAGCUGCAGUGUCAGUGACAUAUGAACAGCUCAAAGCUAUGCUGGCCAAUCACAGCGUACAGUUAUUUGACGUCAGGAAUCCAGAUGAAUUCCAGGCCGGCCGGAUUCUUGAUUCCAUCAACAUUCCAUUGGGACAGCUUGAGGAGUCACUGAAGCUCCCACCAAAACAGUUUCAACUGCAGUUUAAGGUGAAAGCCCCCAAAAAGGAAGAUGAUAACAUAGUUUUCCAUUGCCGAAGUGGGAAAAGGAGUUUGUCUGCUCUCGAAAUUGCUCAUCGUCUGGGAUUCUCUAAGGCACGGCAUUAUGCAGGCGGAUACAUUGAUUGGGAAGAGCGUGAGAAGAAAUAACAGAACUAAUUACUGUAUUCAUAUUACUGUAUUCAUAAUGAUCUGGACCAUUAAUAUGGAGAAGAUAAAUCUGAUAAAACUUUCAUAUUUUGAUGUGAAUCUGAAUGACUCAAUAUUAGUGUCAUUAUUAAUAUAUUUUUAAUGGCUCAUCAAUUAUUAUUAUUAAUCAAACUUCAUAAAGAUGAAUAUAGAAUAGAUGGAGCAAAAUACUUUAAAUAAUUGUUCCUUCAGACUGAAUCAAAAAAGCAUUGGACUGUAAAAACCAGUGUGAAUAUACAUUUACAAAUGUGCUUCAUUAAAAUAUUUUUAAAAAGA
This is a messenger RNA of Megalobrama amblycephala (Wuchang bream), 1045 nucleotides long. RefSeq names its product thiosulfate:glutathione sulfurtransferase. Gene Ontology annotation, cellular component: mitochondrion. Gene Ontology annotation, molecular function: thiosulfate-cyanide sulfurtransferase activity. Bases 248 to 730 code for a protein of 160 amino acids. The transcript is spliced from 5 exons. NCBI's taxonomy places the organism in Eukaryota, Metazoa, Chordata, Actinopteri, Cypriniformes, Xenocyprididae. The record is from RefSeq and is a predicted model, not a curated record.